CCCAACUUCCCUCCUGGACAACCCCCCUCUGUUGUCUUUGCCACCCCACCGCCACAAAUGAACCCAGCGCCACAGCCCCGACAGGUACGUCCGCCGUCACCCAACAGCUUAAUCUCUGACUUCGCUUAUUAUUUAAAUUGUCAGUUGUUUGUCCCAUGUGCUGUGUCUUAAUCCAUUGGUAGGAGUGUAGAUCCUGUUUAGGGCUGUUGCGGUGACCGUAUUACCGCCACACUGGCGGUCACGAGUCAUGAAGGCAGUCAAAUUCCACGUGACUGUUUAGUCACGGUAAUUAGGCUUCUCCAAGCUCUGAUGCUGCUGAUGGUCAUUAGUAGCCUACCAAACUUGCUAACUGCCUGGUACUCAGCACUCUAUUGUCCCUCUAAUCACUCUGACAUCAAUGCAAAUGUAAUCGAAAAUCUAAUCAAACACUUCAUGACAGCCCAUGAGCUCAUGUUGCGCAACAUUUCUAUAGGCUAUGCAAUUGCGUGAGAAAACAGUGAUGGCCUCUAUUAAGAGGAGGAGGGUCCCAUUAGCUUUCUAUAGGCUUACUAUAUUUAUUUCUCAACUUUCCAAAUAUUAAGCACAUUGCAUCUCUUUACAACAGGAGUAUAGCCUACCUGGCUGGCAUGAAAAUGAACCACGGAAAAAGCGUCCUCCAUUCCCUAUUUAAGUGUAUAGAUUACAUGAAUUUUUUCCCACUGCCCCUGUUUCGAGACCGGUGCAUGAUAAUGGUCCAUUCUAAAUCAAAACAAAUUUCACACAUGUAUUAUUUAGUAUAAUAUGCUAAAUAUGCUAAUUAUUUAAUAUAUGUAAAGACAAGAUUAAAUCAAGAAUAUAUAGUCUGAUGGGUGACUAUUAGCCUAACACUUGUGAAUUAUAUAUUAUCACUUGUGAAUGAUGCCCAGCGUAAGGCAGGAAACAAUGCCUUUUUUUGGCGACUUUUUCGAAUCAUAGUUGCAUGCCUCAUGUAGCCUAGCCCAUAGGCCUAUACGUUUUGAUAAGGUUUGUAUCAUUAACUAAAGUGGCCAAAUAACUUAUUAAAAUUAAGCACAUUAAUCAAUUUUACAAGGGGUGUAGAGCCUAACUGGCAUACAUAAGCAGUGUGUGAGUUUCAAGUUUGGGGAAGAUAAUUUUCACCAUAAAAAUGCACCAUUAUAAGGAAAGCAUUACAUGCAUAAAUGCAUUUGUGGUCACUUUUGAGAAUGGUGUUUUCCUGCAAAUGCAACAUUAGUGCUUAUAGCCUACUGCUGUGUGUGCAUUGCAGCGCAUAUAAUGUGAAGACAUAGCCUAAUAGUUUAUCAACAUUUUAAGCUAUGUUCUGAUCUGUUGCGUCAGCCUCAUUGCGUAAAACAGGUUUUUUGAUGCUAGUGGUUGUAUUAAUUUGGGGUCUAUCGCAUUCCACAACUGUCCCAGACUAUGUUUGGAAUAUUUAUUUAUCACACAGAGUAUAAUAGGUCAACUUUUGUACUAUGGGGAAUAGUAGAUUGACAUAGGCUAGUGCUUUUGCUGUUCGUUAAGCCUACUCAUCUUGUUGGCUGGUGGAUUUUUUUUGGGGAAAUUUCUUCCAAUAUCUUCAAUAUGCACCUCGGAAUUGGAUAAGGACGCAGUUGUCUCCGAUGUCUGUCUUCAUUUGUACAGUCGUGGUCAAUAGUUUUGAAUGACACAAAUAUUAAUUUUCACAAAGUCUGCAGCCUCAGUUUUUAUGAUGGCAAUUUGCAUAUACUCCAGAAUGUUAUGAAGUGUGAUCCCUGGUAAAAGUCCCUCUUUGCCAUGAAAAUGAACUUAAUCCCCCCAAAAAAACAUUUCCACCGCAUUUCAGACCUGCCACAAAAGGACCAGCUGACAUCGUGUCAGUGAUUCUCUCGUUAACACAGGUGAGAGUGUUGACGAGAACAAAGCUGGAGAUCACUCUGUCAUGCUGAUUGAGCUAGAAUAACAGACUGGAAACUUUAAAAGGAGGGUGGUGCUUGAAAUCAUUGUUCUUCCUCUUGUUAACCAUGGUUACCUGCAAGGAAACACGUGCCGUCAUCAUUGCUUUGCACAAAAAGGGCUUCACAGGCAAGGAUAUUGCUGCUAGUAAGAUUGCACCUAAAUCAACCAUUUAUCGGAUCAUCAAGAACUUCAAGGAGAGAGGUUCAAUUGUUGUGAAGAAGGCUUCAGAGCGCCGAAGAAAGUCCAGCAAGCGCCAGGACCGUCUCCUAAAUUUGAUUCAGCUGCGGGAUCGGGGCACCACCAGUGCAGAGCUUGCUCAGGAAUGGCAGCAGGCAGUUGUGAGUGCAUCUGCACGCACAGUGAGGCUAAUACUUUUGGAGGAUGGUCCAGAGCGACUUGAAAAUUGGUGCAUUCACCUUAUAGCCAGUGGGAUAACCACUUUACAAUAUAUGUAUAUAUAUUUUAUUUUAUUUUUUGGUGGGGUAAGGGAUUACUUUAUCCUAUCCCAGGUAUUCCUUAAAGAGGUGGGGUUUCAAGUGUCUCCGGAAGGUGGUGAGUGACUCCGCUGUCCUUGGCGUCGUGAGGGAGCUUGUUCCACCAUUGGGGUGCCAGAGGAGUGAACAGUUUUGACUGGGCUGAGCGGGAACUGUGCUUCCGCAGAGGUAGGGGGGCCAGCAGGCCAGAGGUGGAUGAAUGCAAUGCCCUCGUUUGGGUGUAUGGACUGAUCAGAGCCUGAAGGUACAGAGGUGCCGUUCCCCUCACAGCCCCUUACAAUGUAUUAAAAAUCAAAACAUGUAGCCCAACGUUUGUAGAACAACUGAAGUUACAUUAAUAACUCUAAAUUAAGCAUAUAGGAGUACCUAUUUCUUUGUUAACCGCUUAACACAGAAUAGCCGCAUGUGCUAUUCCCUCAAAUCGUUUGGAGAAAAUAUCCUUUCUAUUUUAUUCUGCUUUGUUCAAUUGUAUUCUUCAUACUAUAAAAUAAUGCCACAGAAUUCUAAGCAAAUCUUGUCUGCUAAAUGAACUAGUGUAGCCCACAGCCAUAUGGCAUAGCCAGAUCAGGACCUAACAUAAGGACAACUCAGAGUAUGCCAUUAUGUUCUUCUGAAAUAGACUACAUUUUCUUCAUAUCAUGUUUUUUUAGACCUGGAUUUAUUGUGAAGGUGUAGGCUAUAUUACAUGGCUAUACACUGCUCAAAAAAAUAAAGGGAACACUUAAACAACACAAUGUAACUCCAAGUCAAUCACACUUCUGUGAAAUCAAACUGUCCACUUAGGAAGCAACACUGAUUGACAAUACAUUUCACAUGCUGUUUUGCAAAUGGAAUAGACAACAGGUGGAAAUUAUAGGCAAUUAGCAAGACACCCCCAAUAAAGAAGUGGUUCUGCAGGUGGUGACCACAGACCACUUCUCAGUUCCUAUGCUCCCUGGCUGAUGUUUUGGUCACUUUUGAAUGCUGGCGGUGCUUUCACUCUAGUGGUAGCAUGAGACGGAGUCUACAACCCACACAAGUGGCUCAGGUAGUGCAGCUCAUCCAGGUGGCACAUCAAUGCGAGCUGUGGCAAGAAGGUUUGCUGUGUCUGUCAGCGUAGUGUCCAGAGCAUGGAGGCGCUACCAGGAGACAGGCCAGUACAUCAGGAGACGUGGAGGAGGCCAUAGGCGGGCAACAACCCAGCAGCAGGACCGCUACCUCCGCCUUUGUGCAAGGAGGAGCAGGAGGAGCACUGCCAGAGCCCUGCAAAAUGACCUCCAGCAGGCCACAAAUGUGCAUGUAUCUGCUCAAACGGUCAGAAACAGACUCCAUGAGGGUGGUAUGAGGGCCCGACGUCCACAGGUGGGGGUUGUGCUUACAGCCCAACACCGUGCAGGACGUUUGGCAUUUGCCAGAGAACACCAAGAUUGGCAAAUUCGCCACUGGCGCCCUGUGCUCUUCACAGAUGAAAGCGGGUUCACACUGAGCACAUGUGACAGACGUGACAGAGUCUGCUGCCUGCAACAUCCUCCAGCAUGACCGGUUUGGCGGUGGGUCAGUCAUGGUGUGGGGUAGCAUUUCUUUGGGGGGCCGCACAGCCCUCCAUGUGCUCGCCAGAGGUAGCCUGACUGCCAUUAGGUACCGAGAUGAGAUCCUCAGACCCCUUGUGAGACCAUAUGCUGGUGCGGUUGGCCCUGGGUUCCUCCUAAUGCAAGACAAUGCUAGACCUCAUGUGGCUGGAGUGUCAGCAGUUCCUGCAAGAGGAAGGCAUUGAUGCUAUGGACUGGCCCGCCCGUUCCCCAGACCUGAAUCCAAUUGAGCACAUCUGGGACAUCAUGUCUCGCUCCAUCCACCAACGCCACGUUGCACCACAGACUGUCCAGGAGUUGGCGGAUGCUUUAGUCCAGGUCUGGGAGGAGAUCCCUCAGGAGACCAUCCGCCACCUCAUCAGGAGCAUGCCCAGGCGUAGUAGGGAGGUCAUACAGGCACGUGGAGGCCACACACACACUACUGAGCCUCAUUUUGACUUGUUUUAAGGACAUUACAUCAAAGUUGGAUCAGCCUGUAGUGUGGUUUUCCACUUUAAUUUUGAGGGUGACUCCAAAUCCAGACCUCCAUGGGUUGAUAAAUUUGAUUUCCAUUGAGAAUUUUUGUGUGAUUUUGUUGUCAGCACAUUCAACUAUGUAAAGAAAAAAGUAUUUAAUAAGAUUAUUUCAUUCAUUCAGAUCUAGGAUGUGUUGUUUAAGUGUUCCCUUUAUUUUUUUGAGCAGUGUACUUUUUAAAAUGUGGAUGUUCCAAAUGACUGCAUCAGUGGCUUGUAGGCUAUGUGUGGAAGCCAGGAGAUGCUAAAUGUGUUUAUGUUUAUUAACGGGUCAAUUACCGUGAGACCAGCAGUUAUUUGCUUGAUAAUCACCGGCUGACGAAAUUUCGUGACUGCCACAGCCCUAAUUCUGCUACAUGUACACUCUCACUCUUUCCUACAAAUAAGCUCUCCUGUUGAUUCCAUAUCUUACUGUUUUAGCGCUCAGUGAGUGUACGUUCCACACUCCAACCUGUCAUCGUUACUGCUGGAACGCAAAAUCAUUAUCUCAGAUGAGACCUGUAUUGUGUUCUGAAUCCUCUUCUUGAUCCCUGCUCCAUGCCUGCCUAUCUGUGUGUGUGUGUGUGUGUCAAUGGAGGAGGGUUGUAUCUGCUGCGCUCCAGCUGGUGUCCUAUGUGGGUUUAACCUGUGACCUGUCUUGUUCUCCUUUUCUAGUUCGUCCCCGGGCCCCGUGCUUUACACCAACAGGUACUAACAGCCUAACCAGGGACUUGGGUGGGCUGGGUUGAAAUAGGGGGCAGUUUGAGUUCUCUCUUCACUUGAAUUUCAUGUCUUCCUCAACUGUUUCUGAGCACUGAAUGUUGUAAAACCUACACUUAUGUUUAUUAUGGGAGGCUAAGAGAUUGCAUCUUCUGCAGAAUCCUAUUCAUGGGAUCCGCCAUUCAUUGGGAACUUGUCAUGUUCACACACACACCAGGGUUUCCGUUAGCCGGUAAUUAUUGGCUUUUGUCCGAUUGAGCCUUUGAGUAGAAAAUCUGUCAAACAGCACAAGAGCUUCUGCUGCAGCAUCUUGUGGUGCUUUCAACGAACCUACCAGGUACAACCCUAAAUCCGUAAACAUGUGUACCCUCAUUGAUAUCAUCCUGACUAACUUACCCUCUAAAUACACCUCCGCUGUCUUCAACCAGGAUCUCAGCGAUCACUGCCUUAUUGCCUGCGUCCGUAAAGGGUCCGCGGUCAAACGACCACCCCUCAUCACUGUCAAACGCUCCCUAAAACACUUUAGCGAGCAGGCCUUCCUAAUUGACCUGGCCCAGGUAUCCUGGAUGGAUAUAGAUCUCAUUCCAUCAGUAUAGGAUGCCUGAUUGUUCUUUAAAAGUAAUUUCCUCUCAAUCUUAAAUAAACAUGCCCCAUUCAAAAAAUACAGAACUAAGAACAGAUAUAGCCCCUGGUUCUCCUCAGACUUGACUGCCCUUGACCAGCACAAAAACAUCCUGUGGCGUACUGCAUUAGCAUCAAAUAGCCCCCGCGAUAUGCAACUUUUCAGGGAAGUUAGGAACCAAUAUACACAAGCAGUCAGGAAAGCAAAGGCUAACUUUUUCAAACAGAAAUGUGCAUCCUGUAGCACUAACUCCAAAAAGUUUUGGGACACUGUAAAGUCCAUGGAGAAUAAGAGCAUUUCCUCCCAGCUGCCCACUGCACUGAGGCUAGGAAACAUUCACCACUGAUAAAUCUACAAUAAUCGAGAAUUUCAACACCUGGCUACCACUACCCCGGCCACCAGCUCUGCACCCUCUGCUGCAACAUGCCCAUGCCCCCCCCCCCCCCCCCCUUCUCCUUCACACAAAUUCAGACAGCUGAUGUUCUGAAAGAGCUACACAAUCUGGACCCCUACAAAUCAGCAGGGCUAGACAAUCUGGACCCUUUCUUUCUAAAACUAGCCGCCGAAAUUGUCGCAACCCCUAUUACUAGCCUGUUCAACCUCCCUUUCGUAACGUCUGAGAUCCCCAGUGAUUGGAAAGCUGCCGCGGUCAUCCCCCUCUUCAAAGGUGGUGACACUCUAGAUCCAAACUGUUACAGACCUAUAUCCAUCCUGCCCUGCCUUUCGAAAGUAUUUGAAAGCCAAGUUAACAAACAGAUCACCGACCAUUUCGAAUCCCCCGUACCUUUUCCGCUAUGCAAUCCGGUUUCCGAGCUGGUCAUGGGUGCACUUCAGCCACGCUCAAGGUCCUAAACGAUAUUAUAACCGCGAUCGCUAAUAGACAGUACUGUGCAGCCGUCUUCAUCGACCUGGCCAAGGCUUUCGACUCUGUCAACCACCGCAUUCUUAUUGGCAGACUAAAUAGCCUUUGUUUCUCAAAUGACUGCCUCACCUGGUUCACCAACUACUUCUCAGAUCAGUUCAAUGUGUCAAAUCGGAGGGCAUGUUGUCUGGACCUAUGGCAGUCUCUAUGGGGGUGCCACAGGGUUCAAUUCUUGGGCCGACUCUUUUCUCUGUGUAUAUCAAUGAUGUCGCUCUUGCUGCUGGUGACUCUCAGAUCCACCUCUACGCAGACGACACCAUUUUGUAUACAUCUGGCCCUUCAUUGGACACUGUGUUGACAAACCUCCAAACGAGCUUCAAUGCCAUACAACACUCCUUCAGUAGCCUCCAACAGCUCUUAAACACUAGUAAAACUAAAUGCAUGCUCUUCAAUCGAACGCUGCUGGCACCCGCCCACCCGACUAGAAUCACUACUCUCGACGGGUCUGACCUAGAGUAUGUGGACAACUACAAAUACCUAGGUGUCUGGUUAGACUGUAAACUCUCCUUCCAGACUCACAUUAAGAAUCUCCAAUCCAAAGUUAAAUCCAGAAUCGGCUUCCUAUUUCGCAACAAAGCCUCCUUCACUCAUGCUGCCAAACAUGCCCUCGUAAAACUGACUCUUACCGAUCCUUGACUUCGGCGAUGUCAUUUACAAAAUAGCCUCCAACACUCUACUCAGCAAAUUGGAUGUAGUCUAUCACAGUGCCAUCCGUUUUGUCUCCAAAGCCCCAUACACUACCCACCACUGUGACCUAUACGCUCUUGUUGGCUGGUCCUCAUUACAUGUUCGUCGUCAAACCCACUGGCUGGCCAUCUAUAAAACAAAAAUAAAAGACAACUGGGAACUCUGGUAAAAUACAAGUCAGUGAUCUUCAGGUCGGAAAUCGGAGCUCUUGAAAGAGGGCGGGUUGGAAUUCCGAGUUUGGAUGACCGAAACUAUUUUUCCCAGUCUGACAAUUUUUUUCCAAGUUGUCUUGAACGCACUGAAGUUGGAAGUCAGAUUUCCGAGUUCCCAGUUGUUUUGAAGGCGGCGUCAAACGGCAACGGAGGGCAGGCUUCAUCAGCGCGUCAUACACCACUUUGCAGUGAGCUGGAGGCAACGUGCAUUUAGAAGACCUACUUAAUUGUUUGAAAUCUGAACGUUUUAAUAUAUACACUGAACAAAACUAUAAACGCAACAUGAACAAUUUCAAAGAUUUAACUGAGUUACAGUUCAUAUAAGGAAGUCAGUUAGGCCCUAAUCUAUGAAUUUCACAUGACUGGGAAUACAUAUAUGCAUCUGUUGGUCACAGAUACCGUGUAAAAUUAAAAUAUGAGCGUGGAUCAGAAAACCAGUCCGUAUCUGGUAUGGAACUCAUCACGGUAUCUCUGUGCAUUUAAAAUUGGCAUCAAUAAAAUGCAAUUGUUUGUUGUCCGUAACUUAUGCCUGCCCAUACCGUAACCCCACCGCCACCAUGGGGCGGGCACUCUGUUCACAACGUUGACAUCAGCAAACCGCUCGGCCACCUGCUCGCCCACCCGACUGCCAUCUGCAUGGUACAGUUGAAACCAUGAUUCAUCUGUGAAGAACACACUUCUCUAGCGUGCCAGUGGCCAUCGAAGGUGAGCGUUUGCCCACUGAAGUAGGUUACGAUGCCGAACUGCAGUCAGGUCAAGACCCUGGUGAGGACGACAAGCACGCAGAUGAGCUUCCCUGAGACGGUUUCUGACAGUUUGUGUAGAAAUUCUUCGGUUGUGAAAACCAACAGCUGUCCGGGUGUUAGGUCUCAGACGAUCCUGCAGGUGAAGAAGCCGGAUGUGGAGGUCCUGGGCUGGCGUGGUUACACGUGAUCUGCGGUUGCGAGGCCAGUUGGACAUACUUUCUCUAAAAUGACGUUGGUGGUGGCUUAUGGUAGAGAAAUUAACACAAUUCUCUGGCAACAGCUUUGGUGGACAUUCCUGCAGUCAACAUGCCAAUUGCACUCUCCCUCAAAACAUGAGACAUCUGUGGCAUUGUUGUGUGCCAAAACUGCACAUUUUAGUGGCCUUUUAUUGUCCCCAGCACAAGGUGCACCUGUGUAAUGCUGUUUAAUCAGCUUCUUGAUAUUCCACACCUGUCAGGUGGAUGGAUUAUCUUGGCGAAGGAGAAGUGCUCACUAACAGGGAUGUAAACACAUUUCUGCACAUAAUUUGAGAGAAAUAAGCUUUUUGUGUGUAUGGAAAAUGUCAGGGAUCUUUUAUUUCAGCUCAUGAAACAUGGUGCCAACACUUUACGUGUUGCUUUUAUAUUUUUAUUCAGUAUAUUGAGGCAUGUCUUACCUUGCUUCAAAUUAGCCUAUUAGAUCUCCUCUCUUUAAAAAUGUCUAACGAUAUUUUCAUCUCUGUCACAUGAAACCGCUCGCAUGUGCAGUGUCCUGUUGACAACUACGGUUUGACAACUACGGUUUCUGGCUAAUAGACUACUGCCUUGUGCGUAUUGCUGCGCUUAUAAUGUGAAUAAAUAAUAUUUAAUCAACAUUCUAAGUUAAAAGUUCUAAUCUGUUGCGUCAGACUCAUUGCUUUCUGUUUAAAAAAUAAAUAAAUAAUUAUGUAGCCUAGGCCCACUGGAUGUAUGAAUUUGGGAUCUGUCAUCCCACAACUGUCCUUGAGUCUGUUUGGAAUAGGCCAUUUCUUUCUCAACAAGCUGACCAAUAGAAUAAGUAGCCUAAACUUUUCUACUAUAGAUUGACAUAGGCUAGUGAUUUUUGCUGUUGGUUACUCGUCUUGUUGGCUGAGAAAGUAAAUGUGGACAGUUAUUCUAACAUGUUCAAAGUGCAUAUCAUAAUUCAGUAAGAAGGACUGUAAAUCGUUUCAUUCUCAACUUGCAUGUUCUGUUAAUAUGAAUUACCGUAAUCUAAAUGUGAUUUUUGUCAUUCUGAGCAAAGUGAGUGGACGCCCUAAUCAGGUUAUGCAUCCAAUGCAUAUUGGUCCGGUAAAUUUCAAAAAUGUCAAAUGUCCGUCGCCACAUUUUCCUAACGGAAACCCUUAUACACACACUGACUCCGUGCCCUACGUUAGCUUUGCGCAUGGACACAGUUGCUCACACACCUGCAUUUUUAGGGACUAGGGAUGUGUUCUGGCUUAUGCAUGCUGCUUGUUAAUUCACUGCUGGGGAGGUGGUGGGGGUAGGUUCUCUGCUUUCUGUCAACUGACUGCCGCUCUCUCACUCCCUCUCGUCCCCCCCCCCCCUCUCUCUCUUGCAUCCGUGUGUGUCUGUUCAUGUGUUGUCUGUGUGAUGUGCUGCUGAAGGGAGGAUUCAGGUCACUGCAGGUAACACUUCUCCUCUUUUUCCAGAGGAGUCGGUCUGUCUGUAGUUGGCAGUGUUCCUGCCUGUGGUCCUGGCAUCAUUCUUUUUGGCUUCAGUUUUGCUUAAAGAGACCCAUCAGAAUGUAAAUGAAGCAACACAGAACGUUCUAGUCUUAUUUGGUUUUUAGAGGUUUGGAUUCUGCCUUUAUGAACAGACUGUUAAAGUGUCAGUACAGGCUGUUAAAAUGUCAGAACAGACUGUUAAAAUUGUUGUAGUAUUAACUGCCAUAAGGAAUGGCAAGGGGAAAUAUAAUAGCCCUAAUUAAAGUUUUAAUUGUUGAAUGUUCUUUACAUAAGAGGAGACUUUUCCAUAACUUGCCCCUCUCUCCUCCUCUCCUACAUUUCUCCAGCCGUACUACAGCCGGCCCAGCAAUGCCCCCCGGGUGCCCCCCAGCAGCACGCCGAGGCCCGUGGCGCCCACACACGUCUACCAGCCGGGCCAACAGAUGAUGAUGAUCCCCUCACAGCAGAUCCCUUUCCCCAACCAACAGGGCCCCGCCUACUUCAUACCCGGACAGGUAACCCCCCCCCCCCCCCUCCAACAGGGUGCUCCAUCUAUACUAGUGGCCACUCAUUCUCUUUACUCAGACAUUCACUAUACCUUUUGGGACUGUUCCUUUGCGCCAUGCAAGCUCAAUCAAGCGCAGUUAUGGUACUUGGAAAGAAAGGAAACCAGGUCCGGUAACAACUAGCAAGGCAGUCCCCCUCCCCGUCUGUGAGGGAGGCCCCACAUGGAGUGGUCUGCCUCCCCCUGGCUCAGGGACAGAUUCUGCUGAGUCUGGGGCUCCGCUCUAUGGAGCCAGUGCUGGGACAAAAGCCCCUCUCCCUUCCCUCUGGCCGUGGCCAGGCGAUCAGCUGACCCUCCAGUCCCUUCCUGAUUGUGCAGCGCUUAAAAGCACCACAGAGAAAGAGAGAGGGAUGGGUGUUACUGUGUGUUAGACGGAGGUAGAGGGGUAUAAGUUCAAUAUUAAGAGAGGUAGUCCUGCCACAGCUUAUUGGCCUUCAAAACCACACAAGUGUGUGUGUGUGUGUGUGUGUGUGUGUGUGUGGAACAAAGAAAGGUAUAGGUGUGUGUUGAAUGAGUUAGAUCAAUACUAGUUGGCAGGCUGUCUUUGCACCUUUUCCAUCCUACCCAUUGUUCUUUUGUAGUUGAGCUUUAGUUUGCCUUGAAUACUCUGGGCUUGCGGAACAUUUUACAAUGUACAUUUAGAUUAUCUUAUAUCUAAACCAUUCUGACAUGUCUCUCUCCCUCAGUACCGGUCAACGUACGUGGCCACCCCUCAGCAGUACCCGGUCCCGCCGGGCACCCCAGGCUUCUACCCAGGCACCAGCCCAGCUGAAUAUGGUAUGUAUGGUAAGAGGCUCUGUUUGGGGCCUCGCCUGCCGAUACCCUCCUUUACCCAACACCACAGGCCUCAGCCUAACACCGCUCUCUCCUGGACACACUGAAAACAGGGAUGUCAAUUCCUGAGAUUAAUUUAAAAGUAUUUUCAACAGAAUUUCAAUUCACUGAAUUCAAGUGAAAUUGAGUUCAACACUGACACACAGGUCAAAUUCCAAAGCUGUUACUUAUUUCGGCACAAAUAAGUAAUUCCCAACAGUGUUGUCUAUUCCAAAUUUCCUGACUUCCCUGUUUAUUUUGUCCAGGAACGAAGGCCUCUGGGCUGGUGAUGCAGAGUUUGACUGCCCUCUAGGGGUAUGUGUUCGCCAGUACAGGGGCUAUAGAAAGCUCACUGGUUGUCCUGAAAACAAGCUUGGUGACCCUGCUCACAAGCCUGUGAGCUAUGUAGUGGCUUAGUCUGUCUGUACAGUUCAUACAUUUCAACAUUGACCAGCCAUGGUCAGAGCAGUCCAUAUAUGAAAUCUACUUUAGAAAUGUUAUCCAAGUCUUGACAUAUAUUACUCCAACAUGGUUAACAAGAUGGUUGAUUGUAAAGAAAGUUUUGAGAGAGCGGGAAAUUCAUGUGUGGUUGGUUGUGUGUGGAUAUAUAAAUUUUUAGAAUUUGUCCUCGUGGUGCCAGUCUAAUAUAAUUAGUUUGUGUGCUCACACUAGUCAUGUGCUCUCUCAAUGCCUCACAAAGGUACUGACUCUCAUGCUGUCGCAUACUGUACUCGCACCUGGCUAACACAUGCACUGUCACACAUACUUAAAUUCCCAUGCACCAGUCUCACACUGACUCCCUGUUUGUCUGGCCUUCUGCAGCCAUGGACAGACAGACAAACGUGCACAGAGCCUCUGCCUGUGUGUGUGUUUUGAGACUGCAGUGCUAAGUUGAUUUGGGGUAGGAAUGUAUUUGGGUCUGCUCCAAUAAGCUUCUGGCUGAGACCAAGUCCAGGAGGAAGGGAAGUGAAUGUGUCCUCAGGCUCAGCUCACUGCUGCUUCUUCCAGUUCGGCAUGAACUACUAGUCUUGGGGCUGGUGCUCUGGAGGUGUGUAACACUCAAAUACCUCCCCUCAGUGCCUCACAGAUUUGUCUUGCUUCCAUUUGGCCCCCUAGCUAGCUCCUUCUCCCAUUCGCUGUUUUAAAAUACCUGAAAGGACUGGAUAUGUGUAAGCAGUAUGGUGAUGGCUCCGCCGGCCUAGCUCAUCAGUAGGCAAAGUGGAGCUUCCUCUUUACUGUUUUCACCUAAACAGUCCUCUGAGAUUUUCACUCCUGAGGGAGUGGGAAUUAGAGGGCUAGAUAGAAGCAGAUCAAGUACAUGUUAGCUGGUGAGGGAUUUAAAUUGAAAGGGGCCUAUGUAGUGCAGUGGUGAUCAUUCCAGAAAUGCCCCUUCAUUUCAUCCCCUCAAGCCCACACCUUUGAUUUGAAAUGCCCAGUAUGUGGCACCAGUCUAUGAUUUUGUUUGGUGUUGUUGUAACUAGGGCUGUUACAGUGACAGUAUUACCGCCACACCGGCAGUCACCAGUCAUGUAGCUCAGCUGGUAGAGCACGGCGCUUGUAACGCCAAGGUAGUGGGUUCGAUCCCCGGGACCACCCAUACACAAAAAUGUAUGCACGCAUGACUGUAAGUCGCUUUGGAUAAAAGCGUCUGCUAAAUGGCAUAUUAUUAUUAUUAUUAUGACCGCAGUCAAAUUCCACGUGACCGUUAAGUCACGGUAACUAGGCUAUUCCAAAACUGUGCUCUGAUGGUCAUUAGUAUCCUAUCAAACUUGCUAAUGGCCUUGUACUCAGUGCUCUAUUGUCCCUCUAAUCACUGACAUCAAUGCAAUCGAAAUCAAAUACUUCAUGAGAGCCGUGGCACUCAGCGUUUGUGCAGAAUCACCUGUUGCGCUGCGAGAGCCAGCUCCUCAUAGCUGGCAUGAAAAUGAACCAUGGGAAAAGCGUCCUCCAAUUGCCAUUCAAGUGCAUACAGGUGACGUCUUUUUUGCCCCUGUUCCGACAGGUGCUUGAAAAUUGCCCAUUUUUGUAAAUCAACUAAUUUCACACACAUUAUUUUGUAUAUGUAAAGACCAGAUUAAAUUGAGAAUAGUCUGAAGGGUGAGAAUAUUAUCACUUGCGAAUGAUGCCCAGCAUGUGCAGACUAAAAGGCAAGAAACAGUACAAUACAUUUUCAAAUCAUAGUCGCAAUCAUCAUGUAGCCUAGCCCAUAGGCCUAUAUGUUUUGAUAAGGUUUGUAUCACAACUAAAGUGGCCAAAUAACUCCAAAUGUAGCUUAUAGGCCUAGGACUGCUGGAACAGGGUUAGAGAGCCCAUAGCCUACAGAUCCUAGUGAAACAUCUGUUCUUAUAAGCCCAGUCAUUGCACAAUUGCGUGUGAAAACAGAGUUUUGACUGGCCGCUAUUUAAGACGAUCCCAGCUUUCUCGUGCUGCUAUAUUUAUUGCACAAUUCUUUAAAUUAAACACAUUGAUCCGCUUUACAACCAGUGUAGACUACCUGGCAUAUUACAAAUGUAACCUUCGGAAGCGGUUCCUACUUGAGUGCAGGCUACGGAAGACACUUUUUUUUGUGGGCCAUUCCUAAAUACAAAAUAAUUCCAGAAAUACACUACAUGGCCAUAUGUUUGUGGACACCCGCUUGUCGAACAUCUCAUUCGAAAAUCAUGGGCAUCAAUAUGGAGUUGGUCCCCGCUUUGCUGCUAUAACAGCCUCCACUCUUACAUUUACAUUUAAGUCAUUUAGCAGAUGCUCUUAUCCAGAGCGACUUACAGUUAGUGAGUGCAUACAUUAUUUUUUUAUUUUUCAUACCCCCGUGGGAAUCGAACCCACAACCCUGGCGUUGCAAACGUCAUGCUCUACCAACUGAGCUACAUCCCUGCCGGCCAUUCCCUCCCCUACACUGGACGACGCUGGGCCAAUUGUGCGCCGCCCCAUGGGUCUCCCGGUCACGGCCGGCUACGACAGAGCCUGGAUUCGAACCAGGAUCUCUAGUGGCACAGCUAGCACUGCCUUAGACCACUGCGCCACUCGGGAGGUUCUCUCUGGGAAGACUUUCCACUAGAUGUUGGAACAUUGCUGCGGGGACUUGCUUCCAUUCAGCCAUUAGUGAGGUCGGCCACUGAUGUUGGGCGAUUAGGCCUGGCUCGCAGUCUGUGUUCCAAUUCAUCCCAAAGGUGUUCAAUGGGGUUGAGGUCAGGGCUCUGUGCAGGCCAGUCAAGUUCUUCCACACCGAUCUCGACAAACCAUUUCUGUAUGGACCUCGUUUUGUGCACGGGGGCAUUGUCAUGCUGAAACAGGAAAGGGCCUUCCCCAAACUGUUGCCACAAAUUUGGAAGCACAGAAUCGUCUAGAAUGUAAUUGUAUGCUGUAGCAUUAAGACUUCCCUUCACUUGAACUAAGGGGCCUAGCCCGAACCAUGAACAACAGCCCCAGACCAUUAUUUCUCCUCCACCAAACUUUACAGUUGACACUAUGCAUUGGGGCAGGUAGCGUUCUCCUGGCAUCUGCCAAACCCAGAUUCGUCCGUCGGACUGCCAGAUGAUGAAGCGUGAUUCGUCACUCCAGAGAAUGCAUUUCCACUGCUCCAGAGUCCAAUGGCGGCGAGCUUUACACCACUACACCACUUGGCAUUGCGCAUGGGGAUCUUAGGCUUGUGUGCGGCUACUUGGCCAUGCAAACCCAUUUCAUGAAUUGUGCUGACGUUGCUUCCAAAGGCAGUUUGGAACUCGGUAGUAAGUGUUGCAACUGAGGACAGACAAAGUUUACGCGCUACGCACUUAAGCACUCGGCGGUCAUGUUCUGUGAGUUUGUGUGGCCUACCACUUCGCGGCUGAGCCGUUGUUGCUCCUAGACAUUUCCACUUCACAAUAACAGCACAUACAGUUGACCGGGGCAGCUCUAGCAGGGCAGAAAUUUGACGAACUGACUUGUUGGGAAGGUGGCAUCCUAUGACGGUGCAAAGUUGAAAGUCACUGAGCUCUUCAGUACGUGCCGUUAAAUUGCCAAUGUUUGUCUAUGGAGAUUGCAUGGCGGUGUGCUCAAUUUUAUACACCUGUCGGCAACAGGUGGGGCUGAAAUAGCUGAACCUACUAAUUUGAAGUGGUGUCCACAUACUUUUGGCCAUGUAGUGUAUAUUAGUAGGCCAUACUGUAUGUAAUGACCACUGCCCAAGUUGUAACUGCAGUGGGACUACUGAGACUUGCUUCACUCUGAUUUAGGUACUAUCAUCACCCUAGGAAAUGUGUCUAUGGUCUAAUUAUUGACCCUCUUGGAGUUGUUUGUUUAGGAUGUUGUAUGGUUGUUGCAUCUUUAUCAGACUCAUCAUAAGGUUGUCAUGGUGUGUGUGUCACCCUUUAUUCUAGAAGCCAUAUGUCAUGAGGUCAGUCUGACACAUGACCCUCCUUCAAUGGUCAUGUGACAAUGAGACGAGAACUUGGCUUCAGCACCGCACACACACACACUAACAAUCUAGAGCCCUGAUGAGAUUUUUUAUUUAACCAAAAUUGGGGGGGACCCACAGCUGGGUUCUGAUUUGCCUCUUUCAGUGUGAAUAAGAUGAGUGUUUGUUUAGGCCCUCUGUUGGUGAACUAGUAGGUUAACUCUGUGGCGUCAAUACAGCCUCCUGGAGCUGGAACCAGGCAUGGUUUGGGUCUGGUAUGUUUUUCCACAGCAGAGCUGUAGUCCUAACAGGAGUAGCCAUCAACUGGGUACCACAGUGGAAAACUGGUAUAAGCAGCACAUUCUGCAGAGCCAUAGAAUACCUGCAAUCCAUUAGUUGGCACUGGCAACAUGAUCACAGCCCAUGACCAGGUGAAAAACAGUUCCCCCCCCCCUACCCUCCCAGGUUUUGUGGUGAUGGGAUACAGGUGGGAGGGGGUUCUUUUUAGCCCACAGUUGAGUGAUUUACUAACACCCACCCACCCACCUACGUCCUGGGCUCAGAUCACUGCCAUUUAAAAAAAGAGGGGUGUGUCUCUCUCUUCUCUCUCUCUCAUGGUGUACAGCUCUCCUCUGGUUCACACUGCUGACCCCAGGAGACUUGGGCUACUUGUGGAUACACUUUGAGAGAGAGAUAGGGAAGGAGGGACGGACGAGAGGGAGCGAGAGGGGGGUGAAACGGAGAGAGGUCAAAUGAGGGAGGAGAGUAGUAAAAAUAGUCUGAGCAGUUUUGAGGGCAUAACCCAGCUGUAGACAGAUAGGAGAGGAGGACUUCAGAGAAAGGGGUAAGACGAUACGCUCUUCUCCCCCUGUGUUCUCCUCUCUCUCACACUCUCAGGACGCCAUUGAGAUGGGGAACCGUGCCUCUAGGAUGAGCUCCCAGCAGGCUGAGGGUAACUCUGUGAUGUGGUCUGGUUACACCGUCUCCUUUAAUCCCACUCUCUCCACCCCCCUUUUGCUCCCCCAUUCCCUCCCUCUCUUCGUGACUCAUAUCUCAAACUCUUAUUUACUGGGACGGGACACUCCAAGAAAGUCCUGUUCCCUUUGCUUUCUCUUCUUGUGCAUGUUCCCCCUCUCCCUCCCUCUCUGUGCUCGGUGUGGGUUUUGACUAUAUUUAGUCUGUGCUCUUCCUGGUCAACAAUGCAGACUCUGUAAUGGGAGUUAGACUGAAAUGUGUGCUGAGAGAGCUACUCGCAGAGAGGCCACCUCCGUUCGUUUUUUUCUGUGAGCGAGGGAGAGAAGAGGGGGAUGUGUGUAAGUGAGCUUGAGAGAGCGGGAGGAGACUGGUUGACACUGUAGCUGACGCCCUUGGAAGGCCAGGUCUGGAAAGACCAGACUAAUGAACUAGGAAGGCCAGGUCUGGAAAGACCAGACUAAUGAACUAGGAAGGCCAGGUCUGGAAAGACCAGGUAAGACUAAUGAACUAUGAAGGAGUCAUGUAUUUCUGAAGAUGGAGUCUUUAAAUUUGGGAUCUCUGUGUGAAUGUGGAAAAGACUGGAGUGGGCAUGGUGAUUGGUGAUUAGGGUGGGGGAAGGAUUGGUAGUGGGCAGGCAACUCAAGGAGGGAGUGCUGUCAUGGUCCUAUGGCCUACCGUAAUUGCUUGUUGUCCAGGAACAACCCCUAGCCCAUACUCCCUAGGCACAUAACAUAUAGAUGUGAAAGGAUUGGAUGGCUAAACAUUGCCCUCUGAUAGGCUUGGUAGCAUUUCUGCUGUAUUGCUUAUGCCAAUACAUUACUCUCAAAUCUACCCUAGAUGCCUUCGGCCUAGGGUUUGACUGUAGGCUUAGGCCCUAUGUCUGGAACACUAGAGGAGUGAUCUGCGGUGAAAGCAGUCAUUAAAGCACCAUGUCAUUAUAACAGAGGAAACCAUUAGGCCUGUUUCCUGAAGUAGCCUAGUCCGUUAUCCUUUGUGUUCAGUCAGGAUGAAGAAUGGAGACAUAAAAGUUGCUGUAGCUUUGUUUACUUGUAAGAAGCUCAAACUAUUUGUUAGGAGUCGGUCGGUCUGUCUGUCUCUGUCAAUACAUUUACUGUAGAAAAUGACCGAAAUGGAUUUUUGUUGUUGUUGCCAAUACUGAUUUUCUUAAGGUCAAGGAGGCUGGUGGCAUAUAUUUUAGGCCUAUAUUCAAUAUCAUAAAAUGUGAAAAUGUUGAUGACACUUUUCCAUAGACAGCCAUGUAUGCAUUAAUUUUUUUAAUCAAACCAUACAUUUGACUUCGUUUUUACCCAUCUAACUACAUAACAUAAUGGUAAUAAUUUUAUUGGCAAAUCUCUUGAUAAACUGGGUAACUGAAUAUGUCAUAGGCCUACUCACGAUACAGGUGAAUGCAUAUUCAGUAGGAGUGUGUGCAUGCGUUGAGUUAUUGAGCUUGUUUUGGCUGAUCAGUGGAGUCUAUGGUGCUACAGAUGACAUUCUGUUUGUCUUCCAUUUCGGACUUGCAGUGCCUUCAGAAAGUAUUCAUACCCCUUAACUUAUUCCACAUUUUGUUAAAGCCUGAAUUCAAUAUUUAUUUUUCUCACCCAUCUACACCCAAUGACCCAUAAUGACAAAGUGAAAACAUGUUUUUAGAAAUUUUGGCAAAUUUAUUGAACAUGAAAUACUGAAAUAUUUACAUAAGUAUUCACACCCCUGAGUCAAUACUUUGUAGAAGCACCUUUGGCAGCGAUUACAACUUUGAGUCUUUCUGGAUAAGUCUGUAAGCGCUUUCCACAUCUGGAUUGUGCAACAUUUGCCCAUUCUUUUCAAAAUUCUUCAAGCUCUGUCAAAUUGGUUGUUGAUCAUUGCUAGACAACCAUUUUCAGGUCUUGCCAUAGAUUUAAGUCGAAACUGUAACUCAGCCACUCGGGAACAUUCACUUUCUUCUUGGUAAGCAACUCCAGUGUAGAUUUGGCCUUGUGUUUUAGGUUAUUGUCCUGCUGAAAGGUGAAUUCAUCUCCCAGUGUCAGGUGGAAAGCAGACUGAACAAGGUUUUCCUCUAGGAUUUUGCCUGUGCUUAGCUCUAUUCAAUUGUUUUAUCCCAUGAUUACAAGCAUACCCAUAACAUGAUGCAGCCAUCACUAUGCUUGAAAAUAUGGAGAGUGGUUCUCAGUAAUGUGUUUUUAUUGGAUUUGCCCCAAACAUAACACUUUGUAUUCAGGAUAAAAAGUUAAUUGCUUUGCCAAAUUUUUUGCAGUAUUAACCUUGUUGCAAACAGCAUGCAUGUUUUGGAAUAUUUUUUAUUAUGUAGAGGCUUCCUUUUCACUCUGUCAAUUAGGAUAGUAUUGUGGAGUAGCUACGAUGUUGAUCCAUCCUCAGUUUUCUCCUAUCAAAGCCAAUUAACUCUUUAACUGUUUUAAAGUCACCAUUGGCCUCAUGGUGAAAUCCCUGAGUGGAUUCCAUCCUCUCCGGCAACUGAGUUAGGAAGGACGCCUAUAUCUUUGUAGUGACUGGGUGUAUUGAUACACCAUCCAGAGUGUAAUUAAUAACUUCACCAUGCUGAAAGGGAUGUUCAAUGUAUUCUUUUUUUUUUUUUUUUUUACCCAUCUACCAAUAAGGUGCCCUUCUUUGUAGUUGAAUCUGUGUUUGAAAUUCACUGCUCGACUGAGGGACCUUACAUAUAAUUGUAUGUGUGGGGUAUGAGGUAGUCAUUCAAAAAUCAUGUUAAACACUAUUAUUGCACACAGGAGUGAGUCCAUGCAAUUUAUUAUGUGACUUGUUAAGCAAAUGUUUACUCCUGAACUUAUUUAGGCUUGCCAUAACAAAGGGGUUGAAUACGUAUUGUCUCAUUUCAGCUUUUCAUUUGUAAUUAAUUUGUAAAAAUUUCAAAAAGCAUCAUUCCACUAACAUGUGGUAUUGUGUUUAGGCCAGUGUAAAACAUAUCUACGUUUAAUCCAUUUUAAAUUGAGCCUGUACCACAACAAAAUGUGGAAAAGUUAAGGGGUGUGAAUACUUUCUGAAGGCCCUACUGAUCAAGUCCGGGCUAUGGCUGGGCCACUCAAGGACAUUCACAGACUUGUCCCAAAGCCACUCCUGUGUUGUCUUGGCUGUGUGCUUAGGUUCCUUGUCCUGUUGGAAGGUGAACCUUAGCCCCCAGUCUGAGGUCCUGAGUGCUCUGGAGCAGGUUUCCUUCAAGGAUCUCUCUGUACUUUGCUCCGUUCAUCUUUGCCUCGAUCCUGACUAGUCUUCCAGUCCCUGCCGCUGAAAAACAUCCCCACAGCAUGAUGUUGCCACCACCAUGCUUCAUCGUAGGGAUGGUGCCAGAUUUCCUCCAGAUGUGAUGCUUGGCAUUCAGGCCAAAGAGUUCAGUCUUGGUUUCAUCAGACCAGAGAAUAUUUUUUCUCAUGGUCUGAGAGUCUUUAGGUGCCUUUUGGCAAACUCCAAACGGGCUGUCAUGUGCCUUUUACUGAGGAGUGGCUUCCGUCUGGCCACUCUACCAUAAAGGCCUGAUUGGUGGAGUGCUGCAGAGAUGGUUGUCCUUCUGGAAGGUUCUCCCAUCUCCACAGAGGAACUCUAGUGCUCUGUCAGAUUCUUUUUUUUUUUUUACCCUUCCCCAGAUUUGUGUCUCGGCACAAUCCUGUCGGAGCUCUAUGGACAAUUCCUUCGACCUCAUUGCUUGGUUUUUGCUCUGACAUGCACUGUCAACUGUGGGACCUUUUAUAUAGACCGGUGUGUUCCUUUCCAAAUCAUGUCCAAUCAAUUGAAUUUACGACAGGUGGACUGCAAUCGAGUUGCACCUGAGCUCAAUUUCAAGUCUAGCAAAGGGUCUGAAUACUUAGAUUGCUGAUUUUAUUUAAUCCAUUUUAGAAUAAGGCUGUAACAAAAUGUAGAAAAAGUCAAGGGGUCUGAAUACUUUCCGAAGGCACUGUAUUCAACGCAGUGUUUGGUUUUCGCCAGGCAUAAUGGGUUCCAUGUCGUCCAAAAAGUUGACUCAAGUUUGCCAAAAAGCACCUGGAUGAUCAUGAAGACUCUUGGAAGAAUGUUCUAUGAACAGAUGAUUCAAAAGUAUAACUUUUUGGACAACAUGGAACCCAUUAUGCCUCGCAAGAACCAAACACUGCGUUCCACAGUAAGAACCUCAUACCAAUGGUCAAGCGUGGAGGUAGUGUGAAGGUUUGGGGAUGCUUUGCUGCUUCAGGACCUGGACGACUUUCCUUAAUAGAAGGAACCAUGAAUUCUGCUCUGUGUCAGUAUUCUACAGGACAAUGUCAGGCCCUCCCUCUGUGAGCUGAAGCUGAAGCGCAGCUGGGUCAUGCAGCAAGACAAUGAUCCAAAACAAACAAUGAAGUCUACAGGAAAAUGGCUAAAAAGCAACAAAUUUGAAGUUUAGGAAAGGCCUAGUCAAACGCCAGACCUAAUCCCAAUUGAGAUGUGGUGGCAGGAUUUGAAACGAGCAGUUCGUGCUUGAAAAGCCGCAAAUGUCGCUGAGUUAAAGCUGUUCUGCAUGCAAGAGUAGGUCAAAAUUCCUCCACAGCGAUGUGAGAGACAAAUAAUCAACAACUACAGGAAGCAUUUGGUUGCAGUCAUUGCAGCUAAAGGUGGCACAACCAGUUAUUGAGUGUAAGGGGGCAAUUACGUUUUCACUCAGGUGCAUUGGGUGUUGCAUAACUUUGUUUAUGAAAUAAGUAUAAUUGUUGUUUUGUUCACUCAGGUUCCCUUGAUCUAAUAUUAUGUUUUGGUUAAAGAUUUAUUAACCUUCAGGAUCAUAAAUAUGCUAAAGUAGAGAAAAUUAGAAAGGGGGCAAAUACUUUUUCACUGCACUGUAUGUGAAAAUAGUGCUUUUCUAUGUUUUGUAGUUAAAAAACAUAAAGGAAAGUGUUUCCAAUGCCUACUCACAAUUGGUCAAAAUCACACAAAGCACACCAUGAUUUAAUUGGAAACACUUAUCUUCCUGUCUUUUUUACUUCAAAACAUAGAAAGGCACCAUUUUCACAUAUGUUGAUGUUGGGGUGGUGCUGGAGAUGAAUAUGAUGUUGAAAAAUUGUGUAGUUUCCCUUUAAUUUUGAAAUUACUCAAACUAUCUGCUGCAGCUGGUGAAUUAGUACGGAGGAUAUUUUUAAGUGGUUCUCAUAGUGGUUAGUACUGCACCUGUUCUCACAAUACAUAUGUUUAUGACACCAAACUUUGGCGUUUUGCUGGGGAUUUCCACAAGUGUUGACAUUCAGAACUACUUGCAUGCUAAUUUAAAGUUUGUUGGACGUCUCUCUCGGUCUUCUCCACAGCAGGGGCAUACUACUCGGCCCAACAGCAGUACACGCCCUCAGUGCCGGCUGCUCCGGUCAUCAUGAACCCUCCCCCCCAGCAGCAGCAACCACCUCCACAGCAACAGAUCCAGUCCAAAAGGGAGCGCAAACAGGUAAAGGUAAACUCAUCACCCCACCUCUACUGUUAUACACCACACACAGGUAAACUCAUCACCCCACCUCUACUGUUAUACACCACACACAGGUAAACUCAUCACCCCACCUCUACUGUUAUACACCACACACAGGUAAACUCAUCACCCCACCUCUACUGUUAUACACCACACACAGGUAAACUCAUCACCCCACGUCUACUGUUAUUACACCACACACAGGUAAACUCAUCACCCCACCUCUACUGUUAUACACCACACACAGGUAAACUCAUCACCCCACCUCUACUGUUAUACACCACACACAGGUAAACUUAUCACCCCACCUCUACUGUUAUACACCACACACAGGUAAACUCAUCACCCCACCUCUACUGUUAUACACCACACACAGGUAAACUCAUCACCCCACCUCUACUGUUAUACACCACACACAGGUAAACUCAUCACCCCACCUCUAACUGUUAUACCACCUCACACAGGUAAACUCAUCACCCCACCUCUACUGCUAUACACCACACACAGGGUAAACUCAUCACCCCACCAUCUACUGUAUACACCCACACACAGGUAAACUCAUCAACCCCACCUUACUGUUAUAUCCCCCAGUACCUCAUCACCCACCCACUGGUUUACACCCACCCAGGUAACUCUCCCCCCUCUACUGUUAUACACCACACACAGGUAAACUCCAUCACCCCCACUCUACUGUUAUACACCCACACACAUGUAAACUACAUCACCCCACCUCUACUUUGGAUAACACCACACACAUGGUUAAACUCAUCACCCCACCUCUAGCGGUUAUACACCACACAAAGGCAAACUCAUCACCCCACCUCUACGGUUAGACACCACACACAGGUUAAACUCAUUCACCCCCAACCUCUACUGUAUACACCACACACAGGUAAACUCAUCACCCCACCUCUACUGUUAUACACUACACACAGGUAAACUCAUCACCCCACCUCUACUGUUAUACACCACACACAGGUAAACUCAUCACCCCACCUCUACUGUUAUACACCACACACAGGUAAACUCAUCACCCCACCUCUACUGUUAUACACCACACACAGGUAAACUCAUCACCCCACCUCUACUGUUAUACACCUCACACAGGUAAACUAAUCACCCCACCUCUACUGUUAUACACCACACACAGGUAAACUCAUCACCCCACCUCUACUGUUAUACACCACACACAGGUAAACUCAUCACCCCACCUCUACUGUUAUACACCACACACAGGUAAACUCAUCAUGCCACUCUGUCAUUGCUUGUCCAUAUAUGUAUUUUUAAAUUCCAUUCCUUACUAGUUUUGUGUGUAUUGGGUAUAUGUUGUGAAAUUGUUCGAUAUUACUUGUUCGAUAUUACUGCACUGUCGGAGCUAGAAGCACAAGCAUUUCGCUACACCUGCUAUAACAUCUGCUAAACACGUAUGUGACAAAUAAAAUUUGAUUUGAUCACCCCACCUCUACAUUAGUUUUUUACUGCUUUCAUAUUUUGUUGUGGUUUUAUUGAACAGAUAGGAUAGUGGAGAAAAGACAGGAGAGCUGGGAGGAGCACAAGGUCAGUGAGUUGAAUUGGAACACAUGCCCACUCUGGUAGUCAGUGAGUUGGAUUGGAACACAUGCCCACUCUGGUAGUCAGUGAGUUGGAUUGGAACACAUGCCCACUCUGGUAGUCAGUGAGUUGGAUUGGAACACAUGCCCACUCUGGUAGUCAGUGAUUUGGAUUGGAACACAUGCCCACUCUGGUAGUCAGUGAGUUGGAUUGGAACACAUGCCCACUCUGGUAUGCCAGGGUCAGCGGCACUAACUGCUGGACCACAGGCCAGCCCAUGUAAACACCUCUACUUAGGUAGACAAUCAGGUAUCCUCAUCCCAGAAUGGACAGGUCACAGAACUGGAAACGCCCACCAAGAGACAUUAGGGGCCUGAUGUUAUACAGUCAAUGUUCCCCCUCAUGCAGAGCAGGGUUUGAAUACUUCAGUGAUUCUCAUGUUUUAAAGGAAGAGAAGGACUGUGCUAAUAAAGCGUGUGAAUAUUUUUAAAAAAACAAGUAUAGUUUGUCAGUAAGGUGUGUCCAACACUGAUGCCUUUCCCCCAUCAUCCACUGUGAAGGUGCACAGUGCGGUUUUGGUCUACAGCUACUGUGUCUUCCUGUUUGUCUGGCCGGCCUACACUCUGGUGGAUGUCACAUGACAGGUUGCCAUGGUAAUGAGAGGACUUGUGUGAUAAACACUGUGCUGUGUGGUAGUGUUGUAUUCUGUCUAGGGAGGAUUCUAGAUGGGUCUACUCCUUAUGAUUUACAUUUGGUUCAGUCAUUGAUUUGAAAUGGAUAACUUUUGACCUGAUGAACUGUAACACUAAACUGCUGUGUGACUGAAGCAUGUUCUUUAAGGCUGUAGUACUAGUGUACCUCUCCUGGCUGCUGGUGGCCUCGGCUGGUCUGGAUUCAUCUGAAACCAUAGUUACAUAUCACAAUAUUAUUUUGGACGAUAUUAUAUCAAUACUUUGACUCAAAGUAUAUUUGUAUAACAUAUAUAUUUUCAAAUUUCUUGCUAGGUAGCGUCAGCUAGCGCUAGUUGGCUGUACCUGCGCCAAAACUCCAGUAUUUUUCAUCUUAUAGCUUGUCCUUAAUCUUAUAUUUAAAUAGUGAGCCAACAUGUUUUCAGCACUUUUAUUUCCAUGACUGAUCUAAACACAUUUUCUCUCUCUGCAGCAGACAUACACUGAGUGUACAAAACAUUAGGAACACCUUCCUAAUAUUGCGUUGCACCCCCUUUUGCCCUCAGAACAGCCUCAAUUUGUCGGCAUAGACUACAAGGCAUCGAAAGCAUUCCACAGGGAUGCUGGCAAAUGUUGACUCCAAUGCUUCCCACAGUUGUCAAGUUUGCUGCAUGUCCUUUGGGUGGUGGACCAUUCUUGAUACACACAGGAAACUGUUGAGCGUAGGAAAAACCCAGCAGCUUUGCAGUUCUUGACACACUCAAACCGGUGCACUUGGCACCUACUACCAUACCCCGUUCAAAGGCACUUAAAUAUUUUAUCUGAAUGGCACACAUAAACAAUCCAUGUCUCAAGGCUUAAAAAUCCUUCUUUAACCUGUCUCCUCCCCUUCAUCUACAUUUAUUGAAGUGGAUUUAACAGGUGACAUCAAUAAGGGAUCAUAGCUUUCACCUGGUUACUUUAUCACUCUGUGUAUAUUGAGCAGUAUAUUUGAAACAUCAAAUCGCAAUAAAAUCACAAUCGAAUCGCAAUACAUAUAGAAUCGUGAGAAUCUCAAUAUGUAUCGUAUCGGCACCUAUGUAUCAUGAUAAUAUUGUAUCGUGAGGUCCCUGGCAAUUCCCAGUCCUAAUGUCUAUGGUGGACUGGUCUGGUUUUUUAGCACUUCAAUGGCAGACCGCUGAUCAAGUUUUCCUCUUGUGCUCUACUGCGCUCUAUGGUGGACUAAGCUGAUUUGUUCCUGUGCUGAGCUGACUAAAGUGGACCUGGCUGAUCUAGGUUAGACUGUGCUCUAUGGUAGACUACUCUGAUCUAGUCUGCAGUGCAUCAGUGUGCUAGGCUUAUCUAAUUGAGUAUCUGUGCUCUGUACGGUGGACUAGUCUGAUCUAGUCUCCAGUGUAUCUGUGCUCUGUAUGGUACGGUGGGCCUGGCUGCUUUAUCAUUGGCUGUGGGAGCAUGCAGCUGGCUGUCGUAGCUGGGGCGGACGUUGGCCAGCCAAGCGGCCCCGUCCGAAGCUGCACGCUGCUCAAGGUCCUUCAAGAGAGGCUCCCUCAGCUCCCAGUCCCACUAGGAGGAUGGUAGACUGGGGGGGCAGGGGAGGAAGAGCUGCAGCAGGACACCCCACAGUGAGUCAGUCGUGCUUCAGCCAGUCUGAGCGUCACGAUGUGUCUUUCUAGAUGGUUUCAAAAUGUCUGCCAGAAGAGUAUGAAGUGUAAAGCUGUUUUUCAGCAGAGCUAAGCAGACUGUUUAGUAGUAACUGUCUUGUAACUGAGGUCAUUUUCUAUUUUUUUUCCCUUUUGUUACCCACUGCCUUUAAGCAGCGCUCUCUCCUCUCUCUCUCUGGGUAGAGGGGGGGGGGGUGGUGUGUGUUGAAGGACAUGUCAGCGCAUAGCUCCACGUGGCUGCCAGGCUCCUCCCCCUCUGAGCCAGAAGCGCAAUGGCUGACCUAUCUCCUCCCCUUCUCUCGCUCUCUCUCCGCUGCUGCUUCUGUGGCAUACCCCUCUCCUUGUUUGCACUAGCUGGAGCUCAUUUGAUUAAGUUUUGAAUCGUUUUCUUUCUCCUCUCCUUUUUUCUGGAAUUCCUCCUCCCUCUUUCCCCCUCUCUUUGGCCCCCUUUGACUGUCUGUAGUUCGGUGCUCAGUGGGUGGGGCCGCUUGCAUUCCAGUGCUGCUGCUCCACAAGGCCAGUCGCUCUGGCUUCGCUCUGGCUUCGCUCUCUCGCUCUCUUUUUGUCUUUUCUCUCUCCCUCUUUUUGUCUUUUCUCUCUCCCUCUGUACAUGUGUGUGAGAGCUGGGAACGAGGCUCUGCCCUGCUGGCUCUGCUCUGCUCUGCUCAGUGAGUUGUUGAGGGAGUAGGCUACGUGUGUUUUCCCAACCACGGUUGCAAAAGCAGCCUGCUUGCUGGGAGAGGCCUGCUGGCCGACAACUCAACUCUGACCCCAGGAUGAGAGAGGCCUGCUAGGGGCUCUGGAGCCUGUCCGUGUGUCAGGUAAACGACUCUACCAGCGGGGGAAUGUGCUGGCUCACGCCUGUUGCUGACAACUCUUAGUGUGUGUGUGUACGUUUGUGACAGACAGAAAGAGAGCGGAGUUUGUGAUAGAAAACAUGUGGCUCUGUGUAAGGGCACGCCUUGUAAGAUGUCUGGCUUGCACUGGAAUUUGUUUGGCAACUUGGCUGAAGUUGAGUAUUUCCGUAGUCAUAUUUUGUUGGGGAAGAAUUUGUUAAAACAAGGCAGCAAUCCGUGUAGAAAUCUGUGUUUGUCAGACUGCAUAGCUUUGUGGGGCUGGUGUUUCUUGUGUCAGUAUGUGAGAAAUGUAGCUCUGCUGAUGAAGACGCUGCUAGGCCACAGCCCUACAGUACAACCCAGAAGACUUGGCACAGUUGGAAACAGGGCCUAGCAUCAUAGAAAGUAGUUAGUUGUGACAGCUCUUCUCUUUUCCAGCUUUCCCCACCCCCUAAACUCACCCUCCCUCUCUCCUUUACUCUCACUCUUUCUCUCUUUUUUGCUCUCCCUCUCCUCCUUUAGAAAGGGAAUGAAGCAAGUAACACGUUUUUUAUCGAAGGCUAUACUGCAUUCUCUCUAUUUUUCUUCUUGUAUCCCUCACUGUUGUCUUGUGUCCUCUCUAUAGAUCAUAAUACGAGACCCUAACCAGGGUGGUAAAGACAUCACUGAGGAGAUUAUGUCAGGGGGCACCCGCAGUGGCACCACCCCCACACCCCCACAGGUGAGCGACGACUCUUCAGAGGUGAGCUACCAUUACCCUCGUCACCAACCAUCAUCCCUUUACACACAUUUAGCUACCAUACCGUCCUGUUUUUGGAUGUGCAGACAUUUUGUUUUCAUAUUGGACAUAUUGUAUCUAACCUGUCAUAUGGUUGUGUCCACUCCAGUUACCUAAUGUCUCUGUGUUGUGUUCUGUCCCUUAGUCGUCUAUAUCUGGAUCAGAGGGCCCAGCCGUUGCCCAGGCCAACGGUGAGAACGUGACACCUGUCGUGGUCAGACCAGGUGAGUUGGCCGAGGGGUCAGGUGAUCUAGAGGGACGUAGCUGGCUGUCGCUCAUUGGUUCACCUCCAGUACAAAGUCAUUUUUCGUGAAUUUGACUAACUCACAUAGGCAAAAUGCUCCUUUGCAAAGGUCCCGUGUAUUUUUACAGUGUAAUGACGAAUUGAUAAUAAGUGGGUAAUUAUCAAAAUAUGAUCAACAGACAUGAGGGUAAAUUUGAACAUUAGUAUGCUACUAUGGCCACUUGAGUGGGUUCAAUUCACCCUAGAAAUGUAAUGGUUGAGCAGGCUCUCCAGUAGGUUUUGCUCAUGGCAUCUCCUUUCCUCCUCAGAUGACAGAGGGAAACCUGCAGCCACUCUCAUCACUGGCCCCCCAGCCCAGUCUAAAACCCCUGAACUGGUCAAGACUGCCCCUACCCCUACAGAGGUCAAACCCCCAGACACGAACAGUAAAUCUCCUUCCUUACCCCAGGACCUACCCACACCCCCACGGGCAACUACCACCCUCCAGAAUACUGCCCCUACCACCCCCACACCCUCAACUAGUCCCAUUGCAGACAUGAUGGACGCGCCAGCCCCGGCCGCUGCUCCAGCCCCAUCUGCCCCUGAAGUGCCUGCUUACCCUGCGCCCCUGCCUGAACCCUGCCACACUUCUGCAGCCGAGGAGCAUCCCUCAGCCGCCAAGGAGGAGCGGGAGGAGAUUAAAGAGGAGGUGGCGGAGGCUAGGGAGGAGGUGACUACAUCAUCCAAACCUGAGCCUUCCCUUGCUCCAGUGACCACCCCUAGCAGCAGCACUAACGGUAUGUCUGCAGCACAGCCCCCCCCAGCCGAGGAGGAGGAGCCAUCAGCCCUGUCCAUCACCAUGCCCUCCCCCCAGGCAGCAGAACCCCCCCUGGAGUCUCCCAUUGCCCAGCCAGAGGAGCUCAGGCUGCCCAAUGGCCUGCCGCUCCCCAGCCCCCAGGACCCUGAGAAGGUGUCUGCGGAGUCGUCGGAGUGUGACGUCAGCCCCAUCGCUGAGCCUGAGGCGGCCCAGUUACAGAGGGAGGCACCUAUGCCUAAACCCACGCCUGUUGCCGUCACAGCAACGCCCGCCACCGUUGUCAAGGGGACGCCCGCCGCCCCCGUUGUCAAGGGUACGCCCGCCGCCCCCGUUGUCAAGGGUACGCCCGCCGCCCCCGUUGCCAAGGGUACGCCCGCCGCCCCCGUUGCCAAGGGUACGCCCGCCGCCCCCGUUGCCAAGGGGACGCCCGCCGCCCCCGUUGCCAAGGGGACGCCCGCCGCCCCCCUUGCCCAGGCGACGCCCGCCCCCCUUGCCCAGGCGACGCCCGCCCCCCUUGCCCAGGCGACUCCCGCCCCCCUUGCCCAGGCGACGCCCGCCCCCCUUGCCCAGGCGACUCCCGCCCCCCUUGCCCAGGCGACGCCCGCCCCCUUUGCCCAGGCGACCCAUGUCCUAGCUGAGACUGCUACUACUACAGAGGUAACUGCGCUCCGCGUGGAAGACGAGAUGGACUCUCCACCACCACAGAGCAACACCCCAGCCGGGGAGAGUUCUAUGCAAGGUCAGUAUCAGUCUGACUGACUGACUCUCGCUUUUUUUUUUUUUUUUCUUUGAAACAGUCUCCCUCUGUCUGUCUUUUUCCUCUGUCUGGAGCCAUCUGUCUGUCUGUCUUUUUCCUCUGUCUGGAGCCAUCUGUCUGUCUGUCUUUUUCCUCUGUCUGGAGCCAUCUGUCUGUCUGUCUUUUUCCUCUGUCUGGAGCCAUCUGUCUGUCUGUCUCAUUCAACCACAUUGUCUUUCUCAAUUUCAAUUCCUAACCCUACCCGUUGGCACUUCGUGAAGAUGAAACAUUGUCUAGGAGGAUCUACGUUGCAGUCCGACUGUGUGUCGAGCCUGUGUCAUGAGGGGCAGAGAGUGACAGGGUUAUGUCUACGCCGAGGACCCGGAACAGUGGGUACUUGGAGUGAUCAUAGCUCCAACAGAAAGCCAUAAAAAUAAAACGUUGGAAGAGAUAUUGGCAAUGUGGUAACCGCUCCACCUUGAUUUCUGAUAGGCUAGGUGGAGUUUGGGUGCUAGGGUUGGAUUGGGGAUUGAGUGUCAAUCCAUGGUGGUUUAGUCUGACUCUGUUGGUGGUGUUCUGCUUGUAGCUGCUGUUUCUGUGCCGAAGAAAAAGAGGAAGAUGAAGGAUCUGAACAAGAAGGAGGCUGUUGGAGACCUCCUGGAUGCCUUUAAGGAGGUCCGUUCACACAAACUACCCACGCCAUCCAUAUCAAACACACCACCCACGCUAUCUCAUAUCAAAUACACUACCCACGCCAUCAUAUCAAAGCUUUAAGAAUGCCUGUUUACAGCUGGCCCAUAAAAACCCCAGAAGAAGAAGAAGAAGAAAAAAUGUUUACAGUGACUAAUACGUCCCCCCCCCCCCCUUCUCGCUCUCCUCUCCUCUCCACCCUCUCUCUCUCUUCUCUCUCUCUCUCUUCCAUCUCUUCUCUUUCUCUCUUCCAUCUCUUCUCUCUCUCUCUCUUCCAUCUCUUCUCUCUCUCUCCAGGAGCAGGUAGUGGAGAGCCCUCCUGAGCCAGAGCAGGCCACACCCACUUCUGCCUCUGACGCCGAGGAGCCCCGCCCAGCCGCCACCCCUGCAGUCGAAGAGGUGGAUGAGACGUGGGAGGAGAAGGAGGACAAACUAGAUGCAGAGAAUAUCGAACCCAAGCCCGGGGAUCUGAAGUACCAGUACAAAGAGGGUGGGUUCUGAACCUUGGCCCUAAGAUGCCCUGUAACAUUUCUAUACUUACUUAGAAUAUUAUCCUCUUAACGUUAUCCUCUACACCUUAUCUCACAAGGUCUGCCUCUGUCAGUCAAGAGAGGAUGCAAAGUUUCACUUUAUUGGAAAUGCUUUGUCAGAGCACGAGUCCUAAAGUCCCAUUUGACAUCAAUGUAUGUUUUAAAAAAAAAAGUGAAACGGAGUGAUACUCAGUUCGGAUGCCAGACUAUAUACCCCAACUCUACCAACCUGAACGCUAUACUGAUGAAAACUCACAUAUGUGAUUCCUCUAUAAUUCCUUGUUCCUCUCCUCCAGAACUAUGUAGGCCUAUAGACCCAGAGGAGAAGAAGAGGUAUGACAGGGACUUCCUGCUGGGCUUCCAGUUCAUCAGUGUCGCCAUGUCCAAGCCUGAGGGCCUGCCUCAGAUCAGUGAUGUUGUGCUGGACAAGGUACCGUACAACACUGUCCCCUGCUGGACUGGAGGAAUCACUGCACGGUCCAUUGGAGAUUAUUUUCAUGCAUUUAUUUUUAUGGACCACUUUCAUCACCAGUUAUUUAUUUUGUCUUUCUUUGUGUCCGUCAUUAUUUAUCUUCUGUCCUCUGGUUCCGUCAUUGUUUCUCUCUAUUCCUGGUACUACUUCUCUCUCUCUCCAGGCGAAUAAGGCCCCUCUCCGCCAGUUGGACCCCAGCCGUUUGCCAGGGAUGAACAUGGGCACCGACUUCACACCCUCGUUUGCCAACCUGGGCAGGCCUGGAAUGGGAGGAGGUGGAGGAGGUGGAGGUGGGUGGUGGUGGUGGUGGAGGGGGUGGCCACAGAGGAGGACCAGUGAGUUACCAUGGAAAACUAUCUGUCAAUCUUCUCAAAUACUACACUCUGAUUAUAUUAAAACUUUCAUUUUCCCCUCCCUCCUCUCCUCCAGCCCUCUGGUAUGGGUGGUGGAGGACCGCGUCGCUCCCAGCAGGGCCAGCGUAAGGAGCCCAGGAGGAUCAUCAACAUCUCUUCCUCUCUGACGGACGACGUGAAGCUCAACAAGGCUGAGAAGGCCUGGAAGCCCGCUGUCAAGAAGGCUGCCAGUGGGCGAGCUGCUCCUGAGGAGGAGCUCGACGACCCAGAAGAGGCCAAGACCAAGGAGCUGUUCAAGAGGGUCCGUAGUAUCCUGAACAAGCUGACCCCUCAGAUGUUCCAACAGCUGAUGAAGCAGGUCACAGAGUUGACCAUCGAUACGGAGGAGAGGCUGAAGGGAGUGAUAGAUCUGAUCUUUGAGAAGGCCAUCUCUGAACCCAACUUCUCUGUGGCCUACGCCAACAUGUGCCGCUGCCUUAUUGGGGUGAGUGACUCUGAAGGGUGUGUGUGUGUACACCUAGUGUGCUGGUCUUGGUCUGGUGAUGACCUCCGUUCUGUGCCACGUGUCUGGACCACUGACUUUAUAUGACGUCUGCAAAACUCUCCAACCGUGGCCUAAAUUGUUUCUUUGUCUUUUCAUCUUGUCAGCUCAAAGUCCCCACUACAGACAAGCCAGGAGUCACUGUGAAUUUUCGCAAGCUGCUUCUGAACCGCUGUCAGAAGGAGUUUGAGAAGGACAAGGACGAUGAUGUCAUCUUUGAGGAGAAGCAGAAAGAGCUGGAUGCUGCAGCCACGGUACGAGCUGGGCUCUGUGACCAAUUAAAAUGUCUCUCUCACACAGACACACUUGGUUUUGAUUUCUGUAGGAGUUAGCUGACCAUCUGUCUGGUAUGCCUCCCUCUCCUCCCUCCCCCUACUUCCUGCUUCCUCUCCCUCUGUUACAUCACUUCCUGUCUGAAGGAGGAGAAGGAUCGCCUGAAGGCGGAGCUGGAGGAGGCCAAAGACAAGGCGCGGCGGCGGUCGCUAGGCAACAUCAAGUUCAUUGGUGAGCUGUUCAAGCUGAAGAUGCUGACUGAGGCCAUCAUGCACGACUGCAUCGUCAAGCUGCUGAAGAACCACGAUGAGGAGUCGCUAGAGUGCCUCUGUAGACUCUUGUCCACUAUAGGGAAGGACCUGGACUUUGAGAAGGCAAAGGUAAUGCUGAACCAGUGUCACUGACACACACAGACACGCAUCCUUUACAACACUUAGACCAAAUUAUUUCUAAGAAACAUAGAUUUACACACCAACACAUACACACUAACCUGCCUGUCUCUCUUUCUGUAGCCUCGUAUGGACCAGUACUUUACCCAGAUGGACAAGAUCAUCAAGGAGAAGAAGACAUCGUCCAGAAUCCGCUUCAUGCUGCAGGACGUACUGGACCUCAGGAGGGUAAUACCUCCUCACACACACACACACACACACACACACCAGUGUCUGGGUAAUGCUUCAGCCCUCUCACCUAAACCUUUUGGUCAUCUCUAUCUAAUCUGACUGACCCUUGUCCUCUGGUUGGUAUGUAUCCAAGCAUAUCAGUAAACACUUGGUCAAACUACCAUAGACAGAAUAGUCUCCCCUAAACCCUGAUUUUAUCCAUGACCCCAAAUCACCUCUGACCUCUGAAUGUAUCCCUGAUCCCAAAUCACCUCUGAACUCUAGUCUCACUUCCUUUACAAGCCCUCUCUAUGCAUGCAUGUGUAGUGUAUCAUAGUGGGUUGUGUUGUUUUACAGCCCCGUAGACGCCCACACUAGUCUGUAGUCCUGGCCCGUGUGGGUUCUGAAGUGGGAUAAUAGAGAGACAAACUCAGCUCUUUAAUACAGGGAGGAUCCCCAGCUUUGCCCCUCUGUACCAUAGGCUGAGACAGGAGUCAGUCUGCACCCCGCAGCCAAUCCCAUCUCUCCAAGCUACUGUAACCGACUCCCUCCUCUCAAAGUCAUUCACCGUCUAGAUGUCUACCACCCUUCUAAACGGAUGUGUCCCUUGAUGUUCACACAAACUAGUUAUCCAUGCCUAUUAGGCUUGGGCAGUAUCCAGAUUGUCCUACCUUCAUACCGAUCUUGUGCCAUACCAGGAUAUUCGGUAAUACCUGCACUGACCACAGUGCAAUGCUAACAAGUACAUGUCAAAUCUAACGAACGCAUGCAAACAUUUUAUACAGUCUCUUGACAAACUUUGCAGGACAGACAUCCCACUCAUUAAGUUAUACAAGUAACUCAAAAAUGCCACACAGUUUGGUGCACGCACAAAACUAAUAUUAGACGGAAGGUAUUCUCUUCUGUUACCAAGAGGAGCUUGAUUGCAAGAAGCUAACCACUUAGCUAGAUAACUUGGUACUAAGUUAGCAAACCAAAUACACAACUGCAGAUCAUUUAGCACAUUUUAGACAGUUAACUUAGUUAUAAGAUAUCUAGUUGUGAAUUCCAUACUGUAACUAGAUCACCUGGCGCGGGCUGCAGUUACUCCCAAGACAACCGAUAAGCUUCAUAACGCAGAUCUUGAUAUUUCAUUAUCUCCUAAAUUGUACAAGUUGACUGCAGGUAUUUAUUUAAAAACUAGCUACAAAUAUUCAAAUUAAUUAAGCUUCAAAUAAAUACUUUCAGUGGUAUUGACAGUAUUGAAAAACCAUCCCGUGGGUAUUUCCAAAUAACCCGAAAUAUACGGUAUACAGCCCAAGCCUAAUGCCUAUGACCCAUUCGCUAAGCUUUCAGUGAUUCACAAACUCACAUUUCUUACUUUGUUUGAAAACUACUAGUUACUAAGGACAUACAGGUAUGUUAACUAAGGAUCUGUAGCCUAGGCCUCUAUCUAAGGUCUAGAUGUGCAUGUAUUUGUACAGUACUGUUAGCUGUGUGUGUCUGAGGUUUUCCUGUAAUGCAGUUUACCAGAAAACAACAUAAAUGCUGGACUGUUCCACUUUAACUAGUUUAGUCUCCGGUGACUUUUCUGGGAAAAUGUCUGCAGAGCCUCAAUGUGUUUGUGUGUCUGUUCGACAGUGACUCGCAGUAUGGUUAGAGCAGUGAUGUGGUGUUGCACCGGAUCCAUAAUUACAGUUAUAGGAUUGCUAUGGUUCCACCCCCAGUAAGUGUCUUACCAAAGCUGUUACCAAAGCAGCAGUCGGGAUGUUUCAUAAGAGCUGAUCAGCUGCACUCAGUCAGCACACUGGCCCCUGCCAUUUACUGGGAAAACGCUAUAGUUUCAGUUUCCAUUGUCUGGAAAAGCUGACAGCGGGGUUAAGGCAAGGCAUCUCUCUCGCUCUCGCGCUCUUUCUAUAGCCCUGUUGUCAAGUCACCCAUUUGUCUUAAUUUAUUGACUAAGUGACCUUUGACUCGAAGAGAUAUGGAGUGUUAAGGGUAUGCCACACUUUUCCAUUUAAUUCCAAUCCUCAGUUAAAGUAUAUUACUGUACUCACUGUAGUGCUGACCCCAUUUAGUCGACUGGUCGAUAGGCUGUUGGUCGACCGAGAUUUCUUUAGUCGUGCAGUCGUAACACAUCCUUUUUUCAGGGUGCACAAGACACCUGUCUGAUUCGUGUCGGUCUCAGUGGACUAAUCCAUUGCGGAGGCCACGGUAUGGCACAGUCCAUCACUCUAAGACCUUUUCCUUAAUCUCCUUCUUAUUGUUAUUAUUAUUAUGAUCAUCAUUAUAAUAAGUAAUGUCGUUAUCAUUAGUAGGCUUUGUAUAGUAGCCUUGUAUAACCACCAUCGAGCUGUAGGCCUAAGAGACCUUCCUGUUUAGUCUUAAUACCGUAACUUACUUAGGCCUAUAUUUCAAUAUAUAGGCUACUGUAUCAAUCAAUCAAUCAAUCAUUCAUUCAAUGAUUCAUUCGUUCAUGUCAUCACACAGCAUGCGAGACAUUCAUGCUUUAAAAUGCAAUCAAGCAUUUUAGUUUUAAAAUUAAAUAAUAAAGGGAGCUUUGAAUAAUUAGCCUAAACAAUAAAUAAACCACAAUUCACGAAUGCAUGCAACUGUUUUUAGUCUGCUAUAAUAAAGGCUUUAUAUUUUUAAUUUCUCAUUAGAACAGACUCUCUGGUACACUUAUUUAUUUAGUGUUUACACUUCCAAAUGGUUUUUAUUUAUUAUUGUAAUCUGACAGCAACUGUUUGGCACACAUAAUACUCAUGCAACGCUUGCUCCUAUACCCUCCUUUUUCUUGAUCUCCAGUAGUUUCCACAACUAAGUCAAAUGUCUUCCACAGAUCUGACUUCCCCUUCCCCUCCGGAGCAACCAGUAAACAUUUGCGCAUUUAUUUUUCACGUCCUCCGCAUCCAUUUUGCUGUCACGUGUUACUGUGUUUGGAGUUUGUUAUAACCAAUUAAUUGAUGUGUUUAUGAUAGGCUAUAGGUCAGGCCCUAUUGGUCACAUGCAUGCUAUGUUUACAUGUUUUACGUAAAGAGAGCAAGGGUUGAGGGAAUAGGGAGUGUUUGUCCUAAACAAAUUAUGGAUUUCGGUAACAGAACUUUUCAAUCUGCAACAAGUAAGAAACUAAAUGGCUGAAAUGAUGUUGCAGCUUCAGCACGGACAGCACAAUAAACACUUGCUGUGCCGUGGUGCCUUUUGGCUGCAGUAGGGAGGAGAGAGAGACAACUUGCGCCAGUCACACAGGCACUCGCUGUCAUUUUGUUUUAACACAGUGGGACCAUCAGGCUCUUUCUGGAGUCAUUUGUGUGUCAUCAUUAUUUAAUCAAACCGUGUUCUUAAAGCAUCAGACAAGCUCAGUGCAUAUGUAGUUGAUUUUUAUUCAAACACAUAGGGUGUGUCUGUCUAUAUAUGGAAAUAUCGAUUGGUCGAAAGAAAAGGACGACUGUUGAGCCAAUAUUUUUUUUAGUCUGGGACAGCCCUAACUCACUCCCACUCCCCCCUCCCAGAACACAUGGGUCCCCAGGAGAGGAGAGCAGGGCCCCAAGACCAUAGACCAGAUCCACAAGGAGGCUGAGCUGGAGGAGCACAGGGAGGUUCUCAAGGUGCAGCAGCAACUCCUCAACCAGAACACCCGAGGAGGAGGUGGAGGACGUGGUGGUGGUGGAGGAGGAGGAGGAGGAGGAGGAAGAGAUCAGGGGAGCCGUGGGGGCCAACACCCCCAGGCGGGCCAAAGGAGUCAGCCCCAGGACGAAGGCUGGAACACAGUUCCCAUUUCCACCAAAAGCAGACCCAUCGACACCAGCCGACUCAGCAAGAUCACUAAGGUCAGUGAUACAUCAUACUGUGGAUUCUCAGCCAUGUAUCGUGGACCCAUACUCUGUUUGGACUGAAACACUCCAACCCCCUCCACUUGUAGUCUAGCACCCACCUCCUUAACCUUCAACCCCAUUGUAAAGUUCUAUCAGCCCUACCAUUCCCAACUCUUCUAAUCUAAUCUGUUGGACUGAAACCCCAAACCCACUCACUCUGUAGUCUGGUACUCACCACUUAACCUUUAACCUCCAUUUAGAGUUAUGACCAUACCAUUUCUGACUCCUCCAAACUUCUCACUUAUGUAACUUGAAACUUCAGACCUUUUUCAGAUCUCAAGAUGUUUUGCCCCCAACAAUACUGCUAGUCUUCUUUCCUCAAAAGUAAUGUUUCUAACCUCUCCUUCUCUCUGCAGCCCGGGGCUUUGGACUUUAACAACCAGCUGCUGGCGCCCCAGCUUGGGGGUAAGGGCAUGUGGGGCAGCUGGGGCAAGGGCAGCAGUGGAGGCACCACCGGAGCCAAACCCACUGGGGAAGUCAGUAAGUCCUCUUACCAGUACACCCACCACUGUGAAAUAUCUACUCUUAGGCUCUUUAAAAAUUAACUGUGUGUGUGUAGCCCCAGAGUCAGGAGGCCGCCCAGCCACCAGCACCCUCAACAGGUUCUCAGCCCUGCAGCCACAGCAGCCCUCCUCCUCAGGGCCCUCACAUGACUCGGACAGAAGAGUUCCUCAUAGGUCAGCAGCACUGGGACGUUACAACAUACUACAUCUGUCCUUUACAUAUCUCUUUCUAUCUGGGAGGUUUUCUCUUUGUGUCUGAUAGUCACUGAUUUGAAUAUGGAACAUCACUGCUACCACAGGGCAGAAUGUUUGAUUGGUUCAGAUGAAUUAAGGUCUUCUUGUGACUCUUUGCAUCUACCCCCACCCUACCACCCUCCCCCUAUACACAAACAGGAACAGCUCUAGCCGGGACCGUGGCAGCGACAGAUUCGAGCGUCAUGACCGUGGCAGCAACGACCGCUUUGACCGGAGGGACGACCGGGACAGGAACCGGCCCCCGGUCACCAAGCGGAGCUUUAGCAGGGAGUCGGAGGAGCACGGCAGAGAGAGGGAGCACAGCGGCCCUGCUGAUCCUGUACGCCGCGUUGCCAGCAUGACCGACGACCGGGGCAGCAGAGACCGAGCCAGGAGCAAAGAGAAUGGUAUGAAACAAAGAAUACACACAGCAUACUUUGUGUCAGGCUUACAGUACUGCUGGCAGGAGUGACCAGGGGUUUAAAGGGAUGGGGAAAGGCAGAGAGUUGGUACUAUGUUAACCAAUUCAGGAACCCUUUAUGGGGAAUUUGUAAUGUUUUAAAAGGCAAGGAUUUCUCAGGCAGACAUUUUCAGAGUAACUUCUGUAUGUGACAUUCUCUCUCUGUUUGGGCCACAGUGAAGAGGGAAGCUGCUCCAACCCCCCCUCCUCCCCAGACCAAACCUGCCUUGAGUGAAGAAGAGCUGGAAAAGAAGUCCACAGCUAUCAUAGAGGAGUACCUACACAUCAACGACAUGAAGGUACAUUACAUUUAUACCCAUGCAGAUCAUUGGAGAGACUUGCCUACAUAUCAACCACACACAGAUAUGCAACAGUUGAAUAAUACAUACUCUAGCUAGUUGGCCACAUGGUGGCAAUUGAAAAUGGCUUUCCAUGUAAAUGAUAUACAUUUUUACAUUUUAGUCAUUUAGCAGACGCUCUUAUCCAGAGCGACUUAGUUUUUUAGUGAGUGCAUACAUUUUCAUACUGGCCCCCCGUGGGAAUCGAACCCACAACCCUUGCGUUGCAAACGCCAUGCUCUACCAACUGAGCUACAACAAAACAUUUUUUUGAAACAUGUUUUUAUUACUGAAACACUGCCCUACUUUAGAGGAGUAAAACUAAACUUUUAAUCCUGUUUCCCCUCCGGCGCUGUAGGAGGCGCUGCAGUGUGUAGUGGAGAUGAACAGCACCCCGCUGCUCUUUGUGUUUGUACGAAGCGGUCUGGAGUCCACUCUGGAGCGCAGCCCCAUCGCCAGAGAACGCAUGGGCCUGCUGCUGCACCAGCUGUACAAGGCAGGCACCCUCCCCAAAGAGCAGUACUACAGAGGGUCAGUCACCUCAGAGAGAGUCUGUGUUUUCUGCCCUUGGAACAGCACUACACACAAAUGAGCCACUAGUAUAUUGACCUUUUUUAUUUUCUAGAUAAAGUCUAUCUGAUGAAUCUGAGUGAUUGAUUUGGUGUGUGUUAUGUUUGUGUGUGUGUUGUGUUAUAAUGUGUGUGUGUUAUAAUGUUUGUGUGUGUGUGUCUCAACAGGCUUCAGGAGAUACUGGAGGUGGCGGAGGACAUGGUCAUAGACAUCCCCCACAUCUGGCUCUACCUGGCUGAGCUCAUCACCCCUAUGCUCCACGAAGGAGGCAUCCCCAUGGGACAGCUCUUCAAGUCAGUCCCAGGCUUCAUUCUAGGCCUCUACUAAUAAUAACUCUAUUCAAUCAGUCAGUAUCCUCUAUAUUAAGAUGUGACCUACUGACCUUGUUUUGACCUAUGACCCUGUAGGGAGAUAUCCAAGCCCCUGGUUCCUCAGGGGACGGCUGGAGUUCUACUUGUCCAGAUCCUCACCCUACUCUGCAAAGGAAUGGUACGUUCUCUCACUACCCAACCUAUAAAGGAGAUGGUGCUUUAUGUUUUCAUAUCUGUCCAGGCAUCUAGAUUACCUUUUGAUGUUUGAAUCCUAUGCAAAUGUCAUGUUUGUGGAUCCAAAGUGUUUUAAAUGGAACCUACUGUAUCCGUCUACCUCAGAGCCAUAAAAAGGCAGGCACCAUGUGGAGGGAGGCGGGGCUUAGCUGGAAAGACUUUCUGCCUGAGGACGAGGACGCCAACAAGUUUGUGACAGAAGAGGUCAGAGGUCAUGACCCUGUAGGGAUUGAAAGCAGAUUCACCAUAUAGGAUUGACCCUUUUUGAACUGAUAGACAAAUAUGAAAUAAUAGUCCAUUAUUAAUGGUAGACUCAGUGAAAUGACUUUGCCACGAGCAGCACCACAGAUAUUGAGAUGAGCGGGAUGCAAGACUUCGCUCUCACACGGUCACAGGAUCUGUGCAUGUGCACGGAUUCGCUUCACACACUUACAGCCAGGGGACCAAAACAGCUGAGGUUGAGCCUCAAGCUUUAACACUCUCACUGCUGUUUACUUUGUGCAUCUACGUCAUACAGCUGAGUCUACCUUUAGAUAAAUCGAUCAAAUGUCAAUCAAAUGUGUUUAUAUAGUCUUACUUGCAUCAACAGUUGUCCCAAAGUGCUUUAAGGGCUUUCCAGACAGGAAGCGGCAGCAGAGUUGCCCAUUCAUUUUCAAUGGCGCUAGGCAGGAGACGUUAUUCUAGGCGUAGCGAUCUGCGGUGCUCGUGCAUGUGAAAGCCGCUCAGCCGAAGCAGAGAAAAUAGGAAUCUGCUCUAUUUUGGCAAACCUUGCUCCGCCCCAUCGCUUCCUGUCUGGAUAGCCCAUAACAUUAAUUAUGGGAAGUUUCACUCUCUUGUUGUGUGUGUUCCCUCUGAAUGCAGAAUGUGGAGUUCACCCUGGGAGGAGGACGAGGAGAUGAUGAUGACGAUGAUGAUGAGACAGAGAAGAGCAGUAAGAAGGAGCUGAGCUCAGAGGAGCUGACCAAACAGCUGGACAGACUCAUACAGGACAAGGCUGAAAACCAGAGGAUCUACGAUUGGGUCGAGGUAUGACGUGUGAGAGGGAGAGUGUCCACUCACCCAAUGAAUAUUUUGGUUUGCUUUUGGUUCCUUGUGCAGUACUACCAAUAGACUCAGUUACAGUGCAUUUGGAAAGUAUUCAGACCCCUUUACUUUUUCUGCAUUUUGUUAUAUUACAGCCUUAUUCUAAAAUGGAUGAAAUUGUUUUUUCCCCUCAUCAAUCUCUACACAAUACCCCAUAAUUAUUUUGCACAUUUAUAAAAAAUAAAAAACUGAUAUCACAUUUACGUAAGUAUUCAGACCCUUUACUCAGUAAUUUGUUGAAGCACCUUUGGCAGCAAAUACAGCCUCGAGUCUUCUUGGGUAUUACGCUACAAGCUUAGCACACCUGUAUUUGGGGAGUUUCUCCCAUUCUUCUCUGCAGAUCCUCUCAAGCUCUGUCAGGUUGGAUGGGGAGUGUCGCUGCACAGCUAUUUUCAGGACUCUCCAGAGAUGUUAGAUCGGUUUCAAGUCCGGGGUCUGACUGGGCCACUCAAGCACAUUCAGAGACUUGUCCCGAAGCCACUCCUGCAUUGUCUUGGCUGUGUGCUUUGGUUCGUUGUCCUGUUGGAAGGUGAACCUUCGCCCCAGUCUGAGGUCCUGAGCGCUCUGGAGCAGGUUUUCAUCAUCUCUCUGUACUUUGCUCCAUUCAUCUUUCCCUCGAUCCUAACUAGUCUCCCAGUCCCUGCCACUGAAAAACAUCCCCACAGCAUGAUGGCCACUCUACCAUAAAGGCCUGAUUGGUGGAGUGCUGCAGAGAUGGUUGUGUGUCAGAGUGACCAAUGCCCUUCUCCCCCGAUUGCUCAGUUUGGUCGGGCGGCCAGCUCUAGGAAGAGUCUUGGUGGUUCCAAACUUCUUCCAUUUAAGAAUGAUGGAGGCCACAGUGUUCUUGGACAUUCAAUGCUGCCGAAAUGUUUUGGUACCCUUCUUCGUCAGAUCUGUGCCUCGACACAAUCCUGUCUCAGAGCUCUACGGACAAUUCCUUCGACCUCAUGGCUUGGUUUUUGCUCUGACAUGCACUGUCAACUGUGGGACCUUAUAUAGACAGGUGUGUGCCUUUUCCAAAUCAUGUCCAAUCAAUUGAAUUUACCACAGGUGGACUCCAAUCAAGUUGUAGAAACAUCUCAAGGAUGAUCAAUGGAAACAGGAUGCACCUGAGCUGGUCUGAAUACUUUCCAAAUGCACUGUAUAUAUUGUCCCCAUUGGUCCUUGUUGUAUAUCCCACUGAUAUGUGUUGAUGUGACUGUGCCCUCCCUCUUUAGGCUAACCUGGACAAGACGCAGAUGUCCUCCAACGUGUUUGUCAGAGCAGUCAUGACAGCCAUCUGCCAGUCGGCCAUCAUCUGUGAGUUACCCUACCUUUAUUGCUACCACCUCUCAAUCCAACAAUGUUUCAGGAAAACCCUCCACUCUAAUACUCUUUUCACACUACUUAGCAGCUCUGUACCGAUGCAUAGUUGCUGGAACCGUGCUGGAAAGGACAAUGUGGAAAUAAUAUAUCCGAGCCAACACAUUAUGGCUCAGAUCACUCCAAACGCAUCAUCAUGAUGAUGUGGCCGGUGACACUUUGCUUCUUGAAAGUACAAUAUCUUGAAAACAUGACUGUUGACAUGCAAAACAUUUUGGGACUGUAUCAAUAGUGGACUAAUGUAAGAAACAAAUACCAAAAUAUAGUUUUUGACCUCUCCCUCUCUGCCCGCAGGUGAGAACCCUUACAAGUUGGAUGCGAGGGUGAUCACCCGGAGGGCCAAGCUGCUCCACAAGUACCUGAAGGAUGAGCAGAAGGAGCUGCAGGCUCUCUACGCUCUGCAGGCCCUCAUGGUGGAGAUGGAGCAACCUGCCAGUGAGUGAGAUGCACAAUGACUUCAGUCACUCUCCUCUCUGUUUCCCUAUGUGUCAAGUCUCUUUAGCAGUUUUUUACAUGCUGAAGACUCUGAUUUUGUCCUGUGUUUGUCUCCCAAUUUUAGCCUUUUUUUUCCCAUAGGGGUUAUUUGACCGAGGGGUGUGGUUGACCAAUUUGUCUCCUAGAUUAGUUAUUUUUGUGUACAUUGUGUAUUGAAAUACUGUCUCCCUCCCCUUCCAUUGUGUUGACAUCCUGUCUCCCUCCCCUUCCAUUGUGUUGACAUCCUGUCUUCCUCCCCUUCCGUUGUGUUGACAUCCUCUCCCUUCCCUUACAUUGUGUUGACAUCCUCUCUCCCUCCCCUUACAUUGUGUUGACAUCCUGUCUUCCUCCCCUUCCGUUGUGUUGACAUCCUCUCUCCCUUCCGUUGUGUUGACAUCCUCUCUCCCUCCCCUUCCGUUGUGUUGACAUCCUCUCUCCCUCCCCUUCCAUUGUGUUGACAUCCUGUCUUCCUCCCCUUCCGUUGUGUUGACAUCCUCUCUCCCUCCCCUUACAUUGUGUUGACAUCCUCUCUCCCUUCCGUUGUUGACAUCCUCUCUCCCUCCCCUUCCGUUGUGUUGACAUCCUCUCUCCCUUCCGUUGUGUUGACAUCCUCUCUCCCUUCCGUUGUGUUGACAUCCUCUCUCCCUCCCCUUACAUUGUGUUGACAUCCUGUCUCCCUCCCCUUACAUUGUGUUGACAUCCUCUCUCCCUCCCCUUACAUUGUGUUGACAUCCUGUCUUCCUCCUUUCUUGUAGACCUGCUGCGGAUGUUCUUUGACACGCUGUACGACGAGGACGUGAUCAAAGAGGAGGCCUUCUACAAGUGGGAGUCCAGCAAGGACCCCACUGAGAUGCAGGGCAAGGGUGUGGCCCUGAAGUCCGUCACCGCCUUCUUCACCUGGCUCCGUGAGGCAGAGGACGAGGAGUCUGACAACAGCUAG
Coregonus sp. 'balchen' is the source of this 43328-nucleotide messenger RNA. NCBI's taxonomy places the organism in Eukaryota, Metazoa, Chordata, Actinopteri, Salmoniformes, Salmonidae. The record is from the annotation of a GenBank genome assembly.